Messenger RNA from Penaeus monodon (black tiger shrimp), 3559 nucleotides. RefSeq lists its product as uncharacterized. The transcript is spliced from 10 exons. Lineage: Eukaryota; Metazoa; Arthropoda; Malacostraca; Decapoda; Penaeidae. The record is from RefSeq and is a predicted model, not a curated record. The coding region runs from base 29 to 2452 and encodes 807 amino acids.
CGUUGGGAAGGAAACAUUUGUUACGAGGAUGUUUUCAAAUAGAAGACGUGAAGGUAAAUCUCUCAUGAAAAACGGCAGCAACAACGAAAAGGUAAAGAAGAAGAACCAAAAGAAGGUAAACAAAGAGAAAACAAAAAAGACCCUGUCGCACCUGAAGGCCACGCUGGACAAGUUGGGGUCAAAGGUCAAAGCCAGGUCGCGGCAGCAGGUCAUAGAGGAGACGAUGAACCUGACCCGAGACCUGGAGAGCAAGGCGUCUAUGCUGCUGGCCGGGAUACUCACCGAGCGAGGGUCGUCGAUAAGCAACGCAUCCACAUACACCUUGAGUUCCACCAAGGCCAUGUUCAGCCGCUACCUUUUGGAGGCGUGGAGCAAGGCCAGGAUGAAGAGGCAGGCGGACGACAACAUGGGCGACCUUUUGGAGAAAAACAUGGAGGAAUUCACCAGAAAGUUCUUUUCUGAACUCGUAGCCGAGUCGUCAGCUGAUCGCCAUGCAGGAGACACGCAGAAGGAAGACUGGCGUCCUGAGAAGGCGCUGCUGGCGUCUCCGUCGCCCUCGACAACACGAGCUCCGGGCGACGGCGCUGCCCUGGCUACCCCACGGGCCUCCUGCCACUCCAGGGAAGGACUUGUCACGCCGCAGCAGGUUGGAGCUCUCCUCUUGGAAAAUGGGGAAGAUCAGCACAUGGUCACGCCCGGACUUGCUAGGCAUAAGAGAGAAAGAUCUGUGUCAACACCUGUUACUACUCCAGUUUCAGUAGAUACUCAGAAUCCUAGUGUUUCAUCAGCAGGUGUCAGGGAGCCACGUUCGUUCAUUUGCAAAAAGAGCCUCACUUUUCCAUGUGAUUCAUGGCAGCCUCACAGGGAUGAGCCUGUUAACAGAGGUUCUCCUGAGGUGGAUAUUCUGCCAAGCCCAGAUGCCACAGCUGUCCGUCGUCGCACCCCAAUGGAGCUCCCAGACAUAGCCUCGGCAGACCCUGGGGGACCGCUGCUACCGACCAAAAGAUUCCGACUUGGACUGGAUUUCGACCCCGAUAUCAUUCAGGAGCUCCUUCCUCUUCCGACGCACUGUUCGGCCCGCCUGUCGAUGACUCCGCUGAGUGCGCUGAAGAGUUCGUCUGCACCUCCGGACGAGGCAGACUCAAUGGAUCGGAGCCAGACUUGUGCUGCGGCCACAAUGAAAGCAGAGAAGGCGCCCCGUCACAAGGCUUCUACACAGAAUCCAAUGAGUUUUCGAGACAAAGUUGAUGGCAUGGCUUUUGUGCCGUCAUCUGACUCGGUCCGCCAUGAAGCGCAGGGGGCAUGCAGGUCACGUCGUCCUUUGAAUGACGUUGAUAUUCAGGCGAGGAGGAAUGGCCGCCAAAGUGGAGAGCCAGAUACUAACAAAUCAGUAAAAGAAAGCGAGCGUAUCUUGACGCAAGACUCGCUGAGAGUUGGAUCCCAUGACAGCCACAUGCGGAUACCAAAGGGGGGGACUGAAAGCGUUGAUUCUCAACAACAAUACAGUUUCUUUAUCGAUCAGCUCGGACCCUUCAGUUGUAUGAGAAAGACUCCCAGCUCUCAAAUGUAUAAUACAAAUUCAUCUUCGGUUGAGAAUCAGCAUAAUGCAGGAUCAGUUGUCUCUUCCAUUAGUUUCCAAGAUAAAUUGUUAGGCAUGCUAGGUGCUGGUGAAGCUCCAUUGGAGUCCAAGAAAGCAAAUCUUGUAUCAUUAGAUAGCAACAGGAAACAUUCGCCAACCAACUUACGGCCUACUACUCCCACCUCAGUGCCAUCAUCAAGGUAUCAGGAUGUGCAAACAGAAACGCUGCUCAAUAUUUUACCACCUGCUGCUGGUCCAUCAGAGUCGCAGGCUGUCACGCCAAAAGGGAAACUAAUUCGGCCUUUUUCUCGAGAGUCCAGAUCGACAAUCUCCCAGGCGGUUACACCGGAAGGAAAACUUGCUGAAGUCUUCUCACCAGUACCCAACUCACCUGGCUGUCUUGGAUAUAUACCAAAGCAAAAACCGAUGACUCCUGUGCUACCUGGGCCAUCAGGGUGCCAAGUUUGUAACCCAAAAGGAAUACUGGCUCAGUUUAUGUCUCCUGUGCCUAGUUCAAGCUAUCAAGAUGUCACACCAAAGAGACUGUCGGUUCAAACUUCAUCCUCUGAACCCGGACCUUCAAGAAAUCCACUUGUAAGUGAGGCGAAAGAAGCGUCAGUCAAAAAAAUAUCCCCACUCUGUGGCUCGGAUUACAAAGCUGUCACUCCUGAUGCUAAUUUCAUCAUGGUACACAUCCAAGCACCGCGCAAGUUAAGCUUCCGGGAGUCCCGAAGACGAACUCCAACUUGCAAGCGCAGUUUAGCCAGGGAGUUUGCCGAAAUGGACACGGGUAAACUUUUUAUAACUCCCCCGCAAUCCCCUGUGAGGCCAGACUAUUGCCUUCCUGAAAUGGAAAGUGACAGCGAUGAGUGAAUCAGCUAAUUCCGAAAGCAGAAUUCGUCUGGCUUCUGAAAUAAGGUGUCAGAUCGUUUGAUAUAGUUACAGUUUUUGUUAUUCUGUGGUUGUUACGAUUAGGAGAUACUGUUUAUGCCACACAAAAUUUUUGGUAGCGAGUUUGGUUUUCAUGUUAAAAGCAGCUUUUCGUUUUGUUUCUGAAAUGAAUCAGUUAAGUAACUGUUUUGUAGAUGGUUCCUUGUUUGAAUCGCCGUCUUCAACAAUUUUUUUUACUGUGAAAAUUAUAAUUUAUUUGUUAGAAAGGUUCACUCUUAUUUAGGUUAGACUAAUUUAUUAAAACAAGAAAAUAUCUAUCUUGACGAAUGCACUUGAAAAAGGUACUUGAUUCUUCUCCCCCCCCCCCCCUCCCUCUCUCUCUCUCUCUCUCUCUCUCUCUCUCUCUCUCUCUCUCUCUCUCUCUCUCUCUCUCUCUCUCUCUCUCUCUCUAUGUACUUGGUUCUUGAAGUGCAAAAAUGAAGUUAAUUCAAAUUUAAUAUAUUCUUUGUACUGUAGAGGUGUUGACAGCAUCCAGCAAUAUAAUUUAUUCAACUAUUUUCCUUUUGUGACCCAGAUUUUCCGUAUAGUUUUAUAUAGGAAGGAGUUCAUUUCAAAGAAAAAAGUAAAUUAUUGCUGGCUGGAAAGAAAAGGGGAAAAAAAGCAUGAUUUUCAUGGGUUAGGUAUACUUUUUUUUUCAUUAGUAAGUAGAAUUCUAUUACUUUCCGAAUUUAUUAGAAUUCAUUUGUUUUGAAAUCAGUAUAAUUGUAAGAAAAAAGUAUACGUUUUUGGAAUGACGAUUUGGUUAAUGAAAUUAUAGUUAUCAAUGGACUUAUGAUAUUCCAAACAAUAUUUUUAUUGGUUGUGUUCCAUAGGCAUUAUAGCAAUAAAUAUUGAUUGUAGACGAUGCAAAAUUGUGUAAGGCUUUCAAUUAAUACAUUUGGUAUGCUUAAAUCAUGCACCCAACCGAACAUGGUCAUUCAGUACUUUACAUUUUCAUUUUGACCAUUAGCAAGAGUUUUAUUAAACAUUUAUCAACACUAGAAAACUUUUCUAAAGUGUAAUAGGCUAUAUAUUAAAGAAAGUGAAGAU